GGGCUGGGCGGGCGCUGAAUCCCCCCGAGCUCCCCAGUACCUGCUACGCCGCUUGCCGUCGGUCGGUCCGGGCUUCUCCAGAGAGCCGGGAGGAAGAGAGGGAGUCCGAGACAGAUCCACCCCGUCCCGAGGAGGUGAGCCCCUCAGCUUCUCCGCUGCCAGGGACCUUCCCCGAGGUUCUCAGAGCUACGUCUCAGCAAAGGCUCCGCAGAGGCCGGUCGGUGUUCCGCCGGGGGCCGGGACCUUCCGCGUUUGACAGCCGGAGCUCGCUCCUCUCCCGCCUUCCCGACAUGAAACUCCUCGUGGCGCUGGCGGUGCUCUUCCUCGCGUCCGCUCAGGCUUUUGCCGAAGAAAUGGGCGCCAACGACGAUCUGAACUACUGGGCCGACUGGUCGGACAGCGACCAGAUUAAGGAAGAGCUCUCCGAGCCCUUUGAGCAUUUCCUGCAGAGAAUUGCCAGGAGACCCAAGCCUCAGCAGUUCUUUGGGUUGAUGGGCAAAAGGGAUGCUGAUACUUCCGUUGAAAAGCAAGUGGGCAUGUUAAAGGCUCUCUAUGGGCAUGGCCAAAUGUCUCACAAAAGGCAUAAAACAGAUUCCUUUGUUGGACUCAUGGGCAAAAGAUCUUUAACUUCUGGGUCUUCGGAAUGGGACGCAGCACAGAACUACGAGAGAAGGCGUAAAUGAGGCAUGUCGUGGGGUCUCGUGAAGGUCGUGGGCUCCACGGGCUCCCGAUGAUGAGGCGUCCUUGAAGAUGCUCACUAGACAGAAUGAUUAUUUAUUUAACAGCCCCUGUGGUUUUGAGUUGUAAACCCAAUCAGACAAUUAUUUUUCAUAUUGUGACAAUGCCCCCCAUUGGAUAAAUGUUUUCUAGCCCUUCCAAAAGGAAGCCCCUGAUAUUUCCCGACCAGGCUCCCUGUUUCUGGUGAUGACCUGUUCAUCCAGGAAGAUAAAUGUUUGGGUUAUUAGUAAUGUCCGCUUGGUGACCAAUGUAGUGCGACCCCUCCAUGGCUGAGAUGUCAGGUGAUGGGGGAUCGGAAGCUAUUUGUAUUGCUGGAGGACGUUUUAUGUUUGUGACUGAGUGUGUGAGAUAGAGAGGGAGGGAGAGAUGGCUGCAAGGGAGGGGAGGGCAUUCGCUGGCACGCAGGGCUUGGACGGGGAUUCCUAGAGCUUCAUCUCAUGGUAGCGAGUCGUAUUGUUGUCCGAUGUUUUCCAUUAAAAAUACCACCCGGCA
Messenger RNA from Antechinus flavipes (yellow-footed antechinus), 1230 nucleotides. It is a transcript of the gene TAC1, whose product is annotated as tachykinin precursor 1. The coding region runs from base 291 to 683 and encodes 130 amino acids. Gene Ontology annotation, biological process: tachykinin receptor signaling pathway. The transcript has 7 exons. The record is from RefSeq and is a predicted model, not a curated record. Lineage: Eukaryota; Metazoa; Chordata; Mammalia; Dasyuromorphia; Dasyuridae.